AUGCAGUGACACUUGCAUUCUGUGUGUGCAUGCGUGUUUGCCAGACAGUGUCGAAAUAGAAAGUGAGGGAGCAGGAGGAAGAGAGGGAGGGAGAGAAAAGGAGACGGAGGGGGCAAACGCGCGCGCGCGCGCGUGUAAGCUAGCUACUCUAGUGCAGAGGGAAAAAAAGGAAUAAGAAAAUUGAGGUAGCCGCCAUAUGCUGAGGAUUUUGUGAAUGUCUCGCUGAGGGGAUAGACUCACGUUUUUUUUGCAGGACCGUGAAAGAUGGGGAGCUCUCAUUUGCUGAACAAAGGCUUGCCUUUAGCCUCUCUUGGUGCAGGCAUCAGGCCUCCCAUAAUGAAUGGGCCCAUGCAUCCUCGGCCACUGGUGGCGCUGCUGGACGGGCGUGACUGCACGGUGGAGAUGCCCAUCCUGAAGGACGUGGCCACUGUGGCCUUCUGCGAUGCCCAGUCCACCCAGGAGAUCCACGAGAAGGUGCUGAAUGAGGCUGUGGGGGCCCUCAUGUACCAUACCAUUACCCUCAUGCGGGAGGACCUGGAGAAAUUCAAAGCCCUCCGGAUCAUUGUCCGCAUCGGCAGCGGCUUCGACAACAUCGACGUCAAGUCCGCCGGGGAAUUGGGGAUAGCGGUGUGCAAUGUGCCCUCGGCCUCGGUGGAGGAGACGGCCGACUCCACGCUGUGCCACAUCCUCAACCUGUACAGACGCACCACCUGGCUGCACCAGGCUCUCCGUGAGGGCACAAGGGUCCAGAGUGUGGAGCAGAUUCGGGAGGUGGCGUCUGGAGCUGCCCGCAUCCGGGGGGAGACGCUUGGAAUCAUCGGACUGGGGCGUGUCGGCCAGGCCGUGGCUCUCCGGGCCAAAGCGUUUGGCUUUAACGUGAUCUUCUAUGACCCGUAUCUGUCUGAUGGGAUGGAGCGGGCCCUGGGCCUGCAGCGGGUGAACACCCUCCAGGACCUGCUCUUCCACAGCGACUGUGUCACACUGCACUGCAGCCUGAAUGAGCACAACCACCACCUCAUCAAUGAUUUCACCAUCAAACAGAUGCGCCAGGGUGCGUUCCUGGUGAACACAGCGCGGGGGGGGCUGGUGGAUGAGAAAGCCCUUGCUCAGGCUCUCAAAGAGGGCAGAAUACGGGGAGCAGCUCUAGACGUCCACGAGACAGAGCCCUUUAGUUUCAGCCAGGGCCCACUGAAAGACGCCCCCAACCUAAUCUGCACACCCCACGCAGCCUGGUACAGCGAGCAGGCCUCCAUCGAGAUGAGGGAGGAGGCAGCACGGGAGAUCCGCAGGGCCAUCACAGGUCGCAUUCCAGACAGCCUGAAGAACUGUGUGAACAAGGAGUUUCUCACCCAGAGCACUCACUGGACUGGCAUGGAUCCUGCCAUCCAUCCCGAGCUUAACGGAGCUUACAGGUACCCCCCAGGAGUAGUGAGCCUGGCAUCCGGUGGCCUGCCCCCACCUGUGGAGGGGAUCGUGCCAAGCGCUGUGCCCAUAAGCCACAGCCUGCCCCCUGUAGCUCACCCACCCCACGCCCCGUCCCCGGGCCAGACGGGAAAGGUGGAGGCAGACCGGGAGCAGCACCCCAAUGAGCAGUUGUAGCCAUGCUGCCCGUCAACCCCAUAUCCCAUCCCUCAUCUCCCUGAGCCUUUCUGUGCCAAUCCAGAACCCUCCUGGUCCUUCCUUACCCAGAAGAAGAAGAGCAGACCAGGCUGCCAGGCUCUGAAACAGCCACGCCAAACGAAAAAGGAACCUAGUAACCACAACUUCCUGUCUGAAAGCAGAUGACCGUUUGAACUGAAGGUGGCGGAUUGUGCUCUGGCUCCCUCUCUCACUCUCUCUUGGUCCUCUCUCCCUCUAUCUCUCUUUCUCACUCUCUUUUUAUUUACUUUUUUUUUUUGGGGGGGGGUGGUACCUUCGUGGGGGGGGAAAAAUAAUAAUGCUAAAAAAGAAACAAUCUUGUGGAUUUGAAACAAAUCUUCUCCCUAAGGCAAAUCCUGAUGGUUUAGAUUGUAGUCUGUCCAAGUGCAGUGGGCGAUUUUUAUCUGUUUUUCUGUGUCCAAUGGGUUUCAUUGUUAAAACCAACCGUAGUUAUGAAUGUAACCUGUUCGUGUACAGUUUUUAGGGUAUGAUCAUUGGUUUGUAGAAAAGAAAAAAAGAAAAACAGCAUAAAGGGGAGGUACCCAGCCAACUAAUAGAUAUUACAAAAAAUAUAUUAGAAUCUUUUUGUUUCUUUGUUUAAUUGUUGUUUUUUUGUUUGUUUGGGUUUUUUUUUUUUUUUUUUUGGUAUAAUUUUAAAAGCCCCGAAAGAGGCGCGUUUUGCACACCCUCUCAGGAAAAUUAUUUCCCCUCCCUCCCUUUUGAAUUAUAACACAUUAGUGCAUUGUUUUUUUUUGUAUCCAUGUGUCUUUUUGUAGUCAAAUUUAGUACAGUACUUUCAAAAAGUAUAUUCAUUGUGUUUUUUUUUUUUGUUUUGUUUUGUUUUUUUUUUGUUAGCAUGUACUACCUUAUGUGAAGGUAAAAAAAACAAAAAACUAAACAAAAGAAAAGGAAAAAAAAGUUGUCUUGUGUAAAGCUGGCGUUAUGCUUGCCUGUUUCUGUGUAACUUGAUUGUACCGUGUUUUACGAGGCAGCUCCAAGCUGCUGGGAUAGUCGCAGCGUUCCAUCGCCUACAUAGUUUCCUUCCUGGUAAAGUGGUAGGCUAGCAAUAUACAUACUAUAUAUACUAUGAGAUAUCAUUAUUUUUUGUUAAACAGAAUCCAAAAAGAAAUGUUUGUGACUGU
Electrophorus electricus (electric eel) is the source of this 2780-nucleotide messenger RNA. It is a transcript of the gene ctbp1, whose product is annotated as C-terminal binding protein 1. Gene Ontology annotation, biological process: regulation of transcription by RNA polymerase II. Gene Ontology annotation, molecular function: DNA-binding transcription factor binding; transcription coactivator activity; transcription coregulator binding. The record is from RefSeq and is a predicted model, not a curated record. Gene Ontology annotation, cellular component: nucleus. NCBI's taxonomy places the organism in Eukaryota, Metazoa, Chordata, Actinopteri, Gymnotiformes, Gymnotidae.